UAUAGAUUGUCUCACAGUUUUGAUGUUAUCGCAAAACUUGGUCAAGGAGGCUUUGGCUGCGUUUAUGAAGUAAAACAUAAAUAUGAUGGCAAGAUCUACGCUGUGAAGAGGGUCAUCUUAACCAGGAAAUCUGAUUCUGAGGUGAAGGCAUUGGCCCGACUAGAUCACCCAAACAUAGUGCGUUACAUCACAUGCUGGCCAAGUUCUGACAACUGGACUUCAAACCAAGAAAGAAACCAAGUGUCCAACACUUCAUCAGAUGUAGUGACCUUUGAGAGAGAUGGCAGUGAAGAGAGGGAUGAUGAUGAUGAAGAAGAUGAAGAUGUCACAUCAGGAAUGGAAAGUCUGAGUGUGACAGAAUCAGCAUCCACUGCUGCUGAGCCCUCAGGAAUCAACAGAACUGACAGUUUAGACUCUUCAAAUCACAGCGGUACAUAUUUAUUUAUUCAGAUGGAGUUCUGCGAGGGAGGAACACUGACUGAUUGGAUAAAGGCGAGAAAUUUUAUGGAAAAACAAAGAAUCAUAGUGGAAAUCCAUCAAAUAUUUUAUGAAAUUAUCACUGGAGUGGAAUACAUCCACGCAAACAAGCUCAUCCACAGAGAUUUAAAGCCUGAUAACAUACUGUUUGGUGCUGAUGGUAAAGUGAAGAUCGGAGACUUUGGGCUGGUGGCGGCUCAGACGGAUCAAAAUGGUGACCCUAUAGAGAGGUCAAACAGAGGAACACCAACUUAUAUGAGUCCUGAACAGAAAAAUAAGAAGAAUUAUGAUGAAAAAACAGACAUUUUUCCCCUUGGACUCGUAUGGUUUGAGAUGAUCUGGAAAAUAUCUACUGGUAGUGAAAGAGUAAAGCUGUGGCCGGAUCUGAGAGAUCAAAGGUUUCCAGAAGGGUUCAGUGAUAGUUGUCAAACUGAGAGUAAAUUCAUCAUGAAGAUGUUGUCGUAUUCACCAGAGCACAGGCCACAUGCAAAAGACUUAAAAGAAAAACUGGAGAAGUUUUUCCCUCUGGAUCAGAAUGUGUUAAGCCAGAAAACCGUCUGAGAUUUUUGUGCAUAGAAACUGUCUGAGCAGUUUGGUCAGGUCCUUGCAAAAUAAUGAACUACCACAGAGUACUUCUGGCAAGCAACAGCUUUUUGGUUAUGAUGAUUUAAUUGAUUUAUUCAUGAUCUAAUGAACUAUUUAACGUUCUCUGAUUAAGGUGAUAAUAUAAAAUGUGGAACAUUUGGUGAGUGAUUUUAUAAAAAAUAAUGUAAAAUAACUUUCAGAUUUCGACUAGAUUUCUUCUAGUAUAUUUUAAAUAUUUUAAGUUUCAAAAGUCUCAUUCUGUUUUCAUCAUAAAAAUACAUUAUAUUGAUGUUGUGAGGCUACUUUUAGAAAUCCCAACAUGAAUGUAAUUUCACAACAUCAUUGUAAUGUUAGCUGCAUAAAAUGAACAUGGAUUUACAUCUUAAGUGUAAUUGCAACUAAAAGAUAAUCGAAGUUGCAGUUGUUUGGUUACAGUGUAAACCGAAAUGCAAUAUUAUAUAAUGUGAAAACAUUUUGUGCUUGCUGGGAAGAUUGCUGCUCAAGUUGACUUUCAGCCAUCAGGCGUUUUUCUUGACAAAUAUACUGUUUAUGCUGGGUGGAAUAAAGAAAAGAAAAGAAAAUGUGUCAUUAAUAUCAACAUCAUGUGUUCUGACAUUGGAUAAAAUAAUAAGGCAGCGGCUAUUUACACUAAGUGCAAAUAGCAUAUUUUCUUAGUGAUAGACACUAUUUACACUAGGUGCAAAUAGCGAUGGAUGCUAGUUAUGCUAUGUUAAAACAGCAAGAUUUUCUGCUAUUUAUACUACUUAUUGCAAAUAGUAGCAAUUAUCUGCACCUCAGUAUUGUAGU
Molecule: messenger RNA, 1869 nt
Organism: Sinocyclocheilus anshuiensis
Lineage: Eukaryota; Metazoa; Chordata; Actinopteri; Cypriniformes; Cyprinidae
Gene: pkz
Product: protein kinase containing Z-DNA binding domains
Exons: 9
Biological process (GO): eiF2alpha phosphorylation in response to endoplasmic reticulum stress
Cellular component (GO): cytoplasm; nucleus
Molecular function (GO): eukaryotic translation initiation factor 2alpha kinase activity; ATP binding
Source: RefSeq, a predicted model, not a curated record